UUACGUUGGUAUGAUAACUGAACGCUGAACACUUUAAGAUUGCGAGUUCGUUUGAUUAUUGACUAAUGACAGAGAAAACAAAGUAUAACGAAGACACGGUAGCAGUGUGGAAACUACCAYUAGCAGACGGUAUUCAUGAAAUAGAAUUUGAACACGGGACAGCAACUGGUAAAAGAAUUAUUAGAUUGGAUGGAAAAAUAGUGAGACGAAAAGAUUGGAUGUUUCGAUUAGUCGGAGAUGAAGUUUUUGAUAUAGACAAGGUACAAUGCACUAUCAAAGUAGAACCCGAUGGAUUAUUUAUGUACACAUAUGAUUUGUUGGUUGAUGGAAAGAAGUUGGAAGAAUUUUGCGAAUACAUUUCAAAAAAUCGAUCUACCUGGUUAAUUAUUACGGACAAUGGUGUUGAAAACCGAAUUAUUCUAGAUAAAGCCACUAUGGAUAUUUUUGUGAACGGAACUCAAGUUACAGACGCAAUGUCGGAAUUCAUUGAAAAUGGAACAGAAACACAUUUUUCUGUUGGUGAAAUGUUAGUAACCAUACGAACUGAACAUAGUUGUGAUAAAAAAAUUGGUGUCGUGCACAGUCUUUUCGUUAAUGGUGUUAUAGUUUCUGAACUUUAAUAUUUUAUGAACUUUUUCUCGAACAAAUUAAA
Molecule: messenger RNA, 652 nt
Organism: Diuraphis noxia (Russian wheat aphid)
Lineage: Eukaryota; Metazoa; Arthropoda; Insecta; Hemiptera; Aphididae
Product: fas apoptotic inhibitory molecule 1
Biological process (GO): negative regulation of extrinsic apoptotic signaling pathway via death domain receptors
Source: RefSeq, a predicted model, not a curated record